Protobothrops mucrosquamatus (brown spotted pit viper) is the source of this 1467-nucleotide messenger RNA. It is a transcript of the gene SHPK, whose product is annotated as sedoheptulokinase. The coding region runs from base 1 to 1467 and encodes 488 amino acids. Gene Ontology annotation, cellular component: cytosol. Gene Ontology annotation, molecular function: sedoheptulokinase activity. The record is from RefSeq and is a predicted model, not a curated record. The transcript is spliced from 8 exons. Lineage: Eukaryota; Metazoa; Chordata; Lepidosauria; Squamata; Viperidae. Gene Ontology annotation, biological process: carbohydrate metabolic process; cellular response to lipopolysaccharide.
AUGGCGCAGGAAAGACGGAGGUCCGUUGGGCUGCCCGCCCCGUGCAUCCUGGGCAUCGAUCUGGGCACCACAUCCGUAAAAGUGGUCCUGGUGGAAAAAACGAAUAAGGUCCCCACCCUGGUUGCCAGCUGCACCAAGCCGGUGCAGGCCGAUGUGCUCAUCAAAGAGGCUCAGUUGCGGGAGAACGAGCAGGAUGUCCACAGAAUCAUUGAAGCUUUGAACAGUUGCCUAGUGUCUUUUUCUCCGGCUUUUGUGGAAAGAGUUUGCUGCAUUGGCGUUUCUGGACAGAUGCACGGGGUGAUGUUUUGGGAAGCCGGGAAAGGUUGCACAUGGACCGAAAAUGGAGGCCGGUGGACUUUUCAGCCGGACAAAGCCAGUCAGCUGAUCACCUGGCAAGAUGGCCGCUGCAGCCCCCAAUUCCUGUCUUCCCUCCCUGCGCCUCAGUCGCACCUCAGCGUGGCUUCUGGAUACGGCUGUGCCACCAUCUUCUGGCUCUUAAAGAACAGGCCAGAUUUCCUGGCACCCUACACUGCUGCUGGCACCAUCCAGGAUUAUGUCGUAGCCAUGCUGUGUGGCCGGGAGAAGCCACAGAUGUCCGUGCAGAAUGCCGCCGCCUGGGGAUACUUCAGUACCAUAGAAAAAUCCUGGAAUACUAAACUUUUGGAAGACUCUGGCUUUCCCAUCCGUUUGCUUCCUGAAGUGGUCGAUUCCGGAGACCUUGCUGGGGAAACCUGCCAACCGUGGCACCGGGUCCCAGCCGGAACCAAGGUUGGGAUAGCCCUGGGAGAUUUCCAAUGCUCAGUUUACUCUUGCAUGUCUGAAGACAGUGAUGCAGUUCUCAACAUCGGCACCUCGGCCCAGCUGGCGGUCCGCCUGCCGCCCGGGUUCCAGCCUGUGGAGGCUCCAGAUCCAAAAUCACCUGUGCAAUAUUUCCCAUAUUUUGACAACCGGUAUCUGGCGGUGGCUGCUUCGCUAAACGGCGGAAACGUGAUGGCCGCGUUCGUGAAGAUGGUGGCUGGAUGGAUGGCUGAGCUGGGGCUGGAAGUCUCCGAAUCCGACGUCUACCGGACGAUGAUAGAAGCCGGGCUCAGCCAGGCCGAGAGCCGUCUCCGCGUCUGCCCCACCCUCUUUGGGGAAAGACACGCACCCGCCACUCUGGCUUCGGUGACGAACAUCGCGGCCUCCGACAUGUCCCUGGGGCACGUGGUCCGCUCCUUGUGCCGGGGGGUGAUCCAAAACCUGCACGCCAUGCUCCCUUCUGGGAACCUGAAGGAAGCCGGGGCCGAGCGGAUCGUGGCCAGCGGAAGCGGGCUCUGCCGGAACGAAGUGAUGAAGCAGGAAGCGGAGAAGGCCUUUGCGCUCCCCGUGGUCCACGGCCAAGUCGCCGAUGCCGCCUUGGGGGCGGCUUACGUGAUGCUGAAGAGGAGUCCCCGGAGGGACCUUGGAGGUCAUCCCGGCCGGUACUAG